Aspergillus tubingensis is the source of this 2805-nucleotide messenger RNA. RefSeq names its product putative GPI-anchored cell surface glycoprotein. The coding region runs from base 1 to 2805 and encodes 934 amino acids. The record is from RefSeq and is a predicted model, not a curated record. The transcript is spliced from 2 exons. Lineage: Eukaryota; Fungi; Ascomycota; Eurotiomycetes; Eurotiales; Aspergillaceae.
AUGGAAGCUAAUAACACUGAAGUGGUUGGUAGGGCUUCUGUUGCGAGGGAACUUGGGUCCCCCGCUGCUCUCUCCCUCGACUUGACUCCCAGAGAAACACGUCGAAGUUCGUCUCGUGCGUCACGUAAAACAACUUGUGAACCAGAAGCUCUCCCUUCGAACUUAUCUCAUUCUUCUAUUUCAUUACCCCCAACACCUGUCACAACGUCAUUCGAAGAACAGUUCUCUUCUUCCAAACGUCGCAAGACGCAUCGUUCUGCCACUGUAGACGAGAAAAUAGGUUUGAAUCAAGAAUCUGCCCAAACCCCGAAUCAACAAGGUUCUGGUGGUCCCUCGCAGAUAUCCAACAGCGUCCCUAAGAAAAGAGGACGCGGCAGGAAAUCGGCCUUAGCCAACGGUGAGACCGUGCAACCUGCAACUCCUGCUUCCAAUCCCAAGCAACAGUCACAGUCGACGUUGCAUAACUUUCUGUCAAGAACACUCAAAGAUCGACGCAAGUCUCUUGUUACUCAAAACCCGUCAACAAACCCCACCAUGUCUACUUCUAACGUCUCCUCUCCCGCCAUGAACUCUUCCGCUUCCAACAGCCGCAAGACGCGUAAGUCUAUGCCAGCAAAGCUGAACGGCUUUGAGAACAGCGAGAAGACUUCUUCCGUGGACUCUACCUCUUCUCUCACAUCUACUCCCAACGCUCAGAGCGGCAAAGCCGAUAAAGCUCCCGCUAAUUCUGCUGCGUCUGCCACCACUGCUGAAGCUGCUGAAGCCCAGGAGGCUAGCACCAAGCUUGCAACACCUGCUACGCAGCCUCGCUCUACUCCUCGUACCACGACUGCGAGAUCUCGUCGCGCCGAACGCAAAUCCAGAAUGGCUGCGACUCAGAAUUCCAAAUCAGUGCAGUCUACUCCCGUCUCUGCAGUGAAUCGAAGCAGUCACAAGGCUGCCAAUUCACAGGUUGCUACUCGAACCAGUUCGCGACCUCAGCGAUCUACUCGAAAGUCUGCAAUCAACGCCGCAAGCCAGGCCGUGGAUGACGCUUCUCUUGAAACACCUUCUUUCCCGAAGACGCCCUUUGGCCGCGUGGUUGCUGACAGCAUUGAAAGUACCCCUGCUCUUGACAGCAAGGCUGAAUUCGACACCAUGUCUGGAUACGACUUGGAUACCCCCGGAAUCGAACGCAGUACUCCGUACGGCGAAAGUUUUCCUUUUGAAUACCAUGCUGAUAUGUAUGGAAACAAAUUUGGUCUUGAUGGUUCCAAUGAGGGCCCAGGAUCCCCAACUGCCAGCUACUCAACCACUACGUCAGCUGCGCGCACUUCUGGAAGAACCAGAAAGCCUACCAUUAAAGCUAUGGAAUCUUUGGAAUCUGAGCGGCGCUUCCGCAGAAACCGUGCACCAUCAUCUAAGCCAGAGUCUGCUCUCAAGGAAGUAAAGGGCAAGGCAGCAGUCAAGAAGACGCGUGCCAACAAACAGGCCAAUGCGAAAACAGCUGGUAUUGCACAAGCGUCGAAGGCAGGUGUCGAUGGAAAAUGGGCAGUUUUAGCAAACCGCCUGCUUGACCUGGCCGCGGCAGCUGUUGCUCCAGAAUUUGAGCAGUCAUCGGAAGCUGAGGGCUGGAUCGAAGAGUUACGCAAGGAGUACCUGGAGAAGCAGGAGAAGAAGACCGAAACUCCAGCGGUGCAGUCCGAGGCGGAGCCCGUGACCGAGGCCGCAUCCGAAGCGCAGCCCCAGGCAGAGAUCGGCGUUGAGGGAAUAAGUAAGCCAAUCUCUACGUCCGAGACGCACCGGUGGACUGACGAGGAUGGGUUCGUUUUUACAGGCCAAAAAAAUAAAUUUGGCGAAGAGCUUGUCGUUGUAGGCGAAGGCUAUUCUUGGUUCCGCCCUAACAACACCUACGGAGACAAAUUGCUCCCCCAGCCUCCAAUUCGUCUGAAGUCUCAUGAACAGUUCGAGAAGGACCGCAUCUUCGGAUAUCCCCCACGCAUGGGAGAGCGCAACUUGCCUCAGGAUAACAAGAUGCCUUUCUUCUUCGAAAACGUGGACGAGGUCAAGGCGACAAUCAAGGCUCGGGAGGAGGCCCGCAAGAGAGGAAUUGCCGUUGAUCGAAUGAUGCCGGCUGCCUACAUCCAAACCUUGAUCGCUCAGCACGAUGAAACCGCCCCGAAAGACGGUCCAGGUGAAGUGAAAGAGGCCAAAGAGACCAAGGAGCCGACUCGCAAACGGCGCCGCGGCGGCGAAGCCUCAGAGACUACUCAAGUGCCCAAGCGACGCCGGAGGGAGCCAGAGCCGGAACCAACUCCACCAGCUGAGCCGCCCAAGACGCUGCGCAUCAAGCUGACCUUGAAGGGAGGAGCGGGUGCAGCGACCAGAAAGCGAUCCCAUUCUGAGAUGGAAGAUCAGCCCGCCGAAAUGAAGCCUACCGAGACGAAGCCCGCUGAGGGAAAGAGUCAGCAGGAGCGAUCCAGCCCUUCCAAAAUCCUGAAGCUCGGUCUGCGUCGCAAUUACACUCAAGAGAUGAUCAGACGCACAACUCCAGAAGAUCUUGCGAUGGGCCCCCCGGAACCACCCAAAGACAUCUAUGAGGCUUUUAAUGUAACUCCCCCUUCUGGACCGCCACCCCGAAACUUCAACACAGCUCCUGGAGGACGUCCCCGUCGCCGUGCUGCGGCUGCCCUGAUUGCAGAAUUUCAGAAUCACGCCGAGGAGAGGGCUCGUCGCGCCAACGCACGCAAACGGAACGUUCCAUCGGACAAACCUGACGAUCCUAAUACUAAACCCAACGGCCAGCCGAAUGGCCAACCCAACUGA